This is a messenger RNA of Babesia bigemina, 1851 nucleotides long. RefSeq lists its product as hypothetical. The transcript has 2 exons. The record is from RefSeq and is a predicted model, not a curated record. Bases 1 to 1851 code for a protein of 616 amino acids. NCBI's taxonomy places the organism in Eukaryota, Apicomplexa, Aconoidasida, Piroplasmida, Babesiidae.
AUGUCGACUCAUUCUUCUCAGGUUGCGCAGCUCUCGGAGCAACAGGGUACGUCGAGACCCUGUAAUGGCGGUGUAUCCGUCCCACUGAUGAAAUCCUGCUGCGUCCCAGGAGAUGGAACUGUUCCUAUUACGAUCCCGGUUUACAGCCCGUUUUACCAGGGAACUCAGCUCCUCUCGGGUUCGGCGGGUAUUAUCCCUCAACAGCAAUAUGUGUUCGCUUCGCCGACUGGCAUGAACAAGGUUGUAUGCCAUGGACAAGCCGUGCCGCAGCAACAGCCGUUGUACCAAAUCCAAACGGACGUCUUCACGAAUCAGCAACAGCAAAAUGUUAAUGCCGAUGAGCCAAUAAAUGUCACGCAUUACAUUUGGAAGCAAACGGAGGAACAAACCCGUCCAAUCAAGCAUCAGGGCACGUUUGCUAAGCUGAGGACGCUUUUCAACUGGCAGGAUUCGAAUUCUGUGUUUGGUGAUGAAACGCAAAAUGAGCAGGCGGCAAAGGUGUCUGAUGAGCUUGGAAGCCAGCAAGGUGGUGACAACGAGCAAGUGCAGAAGAUCAAGAAGCAACAGCCAUCCGGUUUCUUCAAUUCGUGCUGUAUGAACGUUGCACAGCUUCCCACUUUUGAAAACUGUGCCAGCAGUGUCUGCAACAUUAACAGGUAUUGCAAGCUCAAUACUGUACAAGGUGAAGAAGAGUGUGUCGAUGAGAAGGCGAAUACUACCAGGGAAAAUUCAAUUACGAGCGUGAACAGUUUGACGGGAAAACAAGCCGAAACUAUUGUGUCACAGCAGAGCUCGGAGUCCCAGCAUACGGUUGUCGCACAGGAGAACACGAACUUGCAGAACGCUUUUCAGCAGUGCGCCAAUAGGUCCGUUCCCGAAUCGUUCCAACAGGCAAGCAUCCACUCGCAACACGGAAUGAUUCCACAAUCUAGCAUUUGCUCCAACCAUGAUCUGGUCAACCAUGUGGUGGUCUCGCCGUUGAACGCUCUCUCGCAGCAACCGUCAAUUCAGGUCGGAGGAUCUAAUGCAAGCAGCAUUCCUUCCGUUCGCCGUGCGAGCUUUGUGGACAACACGCAAACUCCUUUCUGCUUCAACAUGUGUUACCCGAGAACCGUAUCCAACCAGUUCGAAUCUGUUGUACCGGUGAACUCCUUCCAGAACCCGCCCUCCAUUCCGGUGAACAAUGCUGCAGUAGGAUGCUUUGGUAUGUGCUGCGGUGGUGCCGCCAAUAACUUCACAACCCUGGCCAGCCAAGGAACUAUGGGUCUACGCAACUUGUUUACCAUGAACCCGGUCUCUCAGAGGAGCAUUAUCUCCAACCAAAGUGUGCCGGUGGAGCAACUUUCAAGACAGAUGUCUGCAAUGAGCGUGAAUCCUACGCAGGAGGUUGUUUCAGAUAUUGCGCAAGAGCAAAUUUUGAUCAACGACACCGUGGUUGUAGACAGAAAUGGAAGGAACGUGAGGAAGUCUGCCAUGAAACCCAAGACCUUCAAGCUGCAUGCUAUCGAAAUCCAUCAGUUCGUUCCCAUUCAGAACAACGCUGUUUCGCCAUUCGUAGAGACCCUCUCCGGUAUGAAUCAGGCUGGUACUCCCAUAUUCCACCACGGUUACGGAAUUCAGCACCCCAAUUCUUUCUUCAACCCUAACACGACUGGCCACAUCGCCCCGGUAAUCAAGGACGUGAUGCAAGGCGUAACAAAUCCCAAGAUUCCCCACAUGUACUCUGUGGAUUCCAGCCACUCGUGCCAAGCCGUUAGACUGCCUACUGAGGAGUCUCAGGUGACGCCGAGGGAGGAGGUAAAUGAAGCUCCGGUUGAGCAGGAGCAAGCAGGCGAAUCCCAGAGGGAAUAA